CUCCCAAACAUCCGCAUCCACCACAUCACGCGGCCACGACCACAGGGCCCUCCUCCCCCUCUACCUCCUCUGGACCGAUAUCUUCGCUCCCUUAACGACUUCGCCGCUCUUGAGCCGCUUGCAGCAACCGCCAGCAGCGCAGCGACACUUCGAAGCCGAACCUCCGCCUCGCCGCGCAAGCUCCCGAGAGCACGCAGUCGACGCUUCGUGCGGAAGCGCCUACUCUUCCCUCGUGGCGACCAGCAGAUUCUGACACUAGACUCGCAAAUUGUUAUGGCAGAGCAGAUCACCCACGAUGUGGUAAAGGAAGCACAGUCGAUGGGUGGCCCCUCGCCCGUCGACGAUACUGCGUCAACUACCAACACUACCGCCGGCAACGGCGAGGCGCCCUCGGGCCCAACCACUCUCGAUUCCACAUCUUCAGACGCCCUUCCCACGACGACGAAAGCAAAGCCCGCGGAUACAGCACCGGCUGAUGUAGCGCAACCGUCCGAAACAGCUGGUGGAGAUGCUGCGCAGGCCUCCGCGACAGCCACCAGUGGCCAAGCGCAACCCGAUGCAACCCCGAAGGAGACGAAAGAGCACCUAGCGAAUGGUGAUGCGGGCGAGCAUUCAACGGCGGAAUCACAGCAUGCAGUUGGAGAUGCAAGUGGCGGCUCGGACACGGAUAUCAGUCGCCCAGGCAGUGUCGACCAAGCCAAGAGGCCUGAAGGCCAUCUGCGAACCAACUCUGUCAAGAAGCCCGCCUCGUUCAAAUCUGUCUCGGUAACGAAGAAUUUCCUGGCAAAGUCUGCCGUGUCCACGCCCAUCGCGCGUCCGGGCGAAAAACCUGCACCUGCAGGGCCAACCACCGCCUCCACCCUACAAACAGCAAAGCCACGUCUGGUUGCGAAGUCCGGCGCUAGUAACGUCCCUCGUUCGUUGAAGCUGAACGGGGCAGGCUCAGGACCUGAUGCGAGCAAAGUCUGGAACAAGAACCAGCCCAUCCCGCCCCCUCCGCCCAAACAAUUCACGGACGAGGAGCUACAGAAACAGUAUGGCAUUCAUCUGGCAACCCGUCUACAAGCGGACGAGGCUGGCAAGGAAUCAAAAUGGGCAGACAUUGAUGACGACGAAGAUGAUUGGGCGCCGGAAACAGUGCAGUGGAUGGACGGGACCAAGUCAACUGUUGCCGCGGUCGAAAAUCUGCCACCUCCACCCGAGGAUGCAAGACCCGCCGCGAAUAAAGAGACGCUUUCGUUGGCUACAAAACCCACACCCAGCCCAGCUCCGGCUUCCCAGAAGCCGAGUACGACCGGCGGUACGAAGACGAUCUUGAAGCCCGGAGCUCUUCUACAAUCGAGCACUUCGAAGCCUAAGGGGCCGAACGACAAGCCUACACUGGUGGCUAAACCAUCGCAAGCUGCUCCGGUCAAGUCGCCAUGGGCACCCUUGCCUCCGGUGGAGAAGGUAUCUCCAGUGCAGGUCAACCCUGCGGUGCAGCCGCCUCCGCCUCGGUAUGGGCACCGAGAAUCUCAUGGAUACGAUGCUAUGUCUGCACUGCCUGCUAAAGAGAUCGCCCCCGACGAUUUCAAUCGCUCGUGGCGCGACGACCGCGGCAACCGGGAGCUCUUCAACGCGCACAGCGGUCGUUAUGAGCAGUUCAGCGAGACCCGCCGUGGUUCCACACGAGACACCUUCCGCCACCAGCCUUCUGUCCUUCAGCGACCAUUACAAGACAGCCCGGCAGAACCAUCAGCAGCAUUCCAGACUUCACGGACUAGCGCAGACGGACCAGCCUGGGGUAGGCGGAGAAAUUCUUCGAAUGUUAGCGGAGGCAGUGGCCGCCGGAUGUCAUUUGACAGGAGAGCCCCAGACUACCCUCCAAUGCCCAUGAACAUGCAUCGCCGAGAAUCUCUGUCGUUUAACGGCAUCGAUGCCUCAGUUCCAGAAACCCCCGGGCACGUACUACCUCCGCAAGGAACCCCUACCGAUCAGCCUCCUUCUUUUGCACAGAAACCAUCCCCAGCCAUAUCACAUGUGCAACCUGUUUCGCCUUUCGGCUCAGUAGGCUCAUCAGCCAAUCAAGAAGCUCUAACACCUGGUGGUACUCAGCCGAUUCAGAACUUGGUGGAAGUUCAGCAGCGCCUUCUGCACGGCGAUCUUGAGUCUAUCAAGCUAAGGAAGCAGAGGGAGAAGGAACAAGAAGCAAAAGAAGAAGCAGAAAGGAAGGAGCGCCUUCGGAAGAAGUUGGAGGCUUUGGGAUUCAACGAGGAACCUAAGUCUAAGAAAGAGAAGGCAUUGCCUGCACCAGUACAAUCGCCGCCGAAGCCGCCUGUACCGACCUCAGAGGGUGAGGUCGCUCAAUACGGCAUGAUGAAGGUCCACCAACCUCAGCCUGUAAAGAAGCUGUACCCUACUGAGCCUCCACCGGCAUCCAAGCCUGCUGCGCCGAAGCCUAGUCCUUCUCCGGUGAAGGCGCAGCCCGAGCUUCAAGCAAAGCCUGUGCCUUCACUGCACCAGCCUAGCGCGCCCGGGAACAAUUCUACUCGCGAAGAGAACAAAAACCUGUCAGAAGCGGAACAAUCGCAAGCGCAGCAAUUGGAAGUGGCCGGCCCGCAAGGACCUAAGCCGCCGCAGCCUCCACAAGCUCCCUGGUCCACGUCUGUACCUCAGCGACCUUGGACCUCUACUGUUUGGGGACCCCCUCAAGCCAAAGACAGGGCUCUCGGGAACGGAACAUUCGAUUCUGGAUACAAUCGGAGCCAGCCUCACUCGGGCCCUCAGCAAAUUCCCCCACAGGCCCAAGCCAAUGCCGCGUCUAUCGCGUUGAAUCUUCCGCUGAAGCCGUCACCUCCGCAGCAACAACCUCAAGCACCGCCUAGCCAGCCGUUUGCACAACAAGCCAUGUUCUCUCAGGCCGCGCCAGCGCCGCCCCAGGCUAACGCGGCCUCUAAGCCCGGACCUGGACCGAUUGGUCCUCCUGCAGACAAAGGCUGGGGUAAUUUCCAUGCCCACAUUCGACGUGACGAUCGGGAUAUGGUUGUGAAAGCGCAACAAGAUCUCGAGCGCUUGGGACCCGAUGCUCUGCGACCCGAAAUUCGGGAGACGUACACCGAUCGACAGGGCAAAUCGCAGACGACAUUACAUGGCAAGGCCGGUGGUAUCGAGGCGAAGACUUCUCAACCGUCUGUUGCACCAGAGCUGAAACCGAAGGAUGAGACUAGCAAAGCCGGACACGACGGUCCCUCACCGCCUCACAUUAUGAACCAGGGCUCUCACCAUCAGCCAUCGACCCAGGCUGGACGCUCAUCACGCUUCUUUCCAAGGCCCUCGGAAACCGCCCAGCAGGCCUCGUCAGUUUCAAGCAAAGUCGAUUCACCGCCUCCACCGGAGACGGAGUCUCAUCCAGCAUUCAGCGGCGACUCGCAUCACCCUCGCGUUAAGAUGCCCAAGCCCCCACCACGUGUGCGACUCCCUCCCACCGCCGUGGAGCCCGUCGCUCAUGCUGAGGCUCCCGUAAGCAUGCCUCCUCGUACGCGCGUGGGCUUUGGAGCGCAGCCUCUGGCUAGUACUCUGGAAUGGCAAGCCAGGUUCAAUGGUCUUCUUGGGAAGCCCUCUCCCGCUGGGGCACCGACCCCAAUUGCUAGACCUCAUCCACCUGCGCAAGCAGCAGCACACGGUAAAUCUGGCACCCUCGCUGUAUUUGCUUCCUCCAAGGCACCAUUGGAAGUUCGUGAGACUUUGACAUCCGCAACCGUCUCCCUCCCGACCGCCGCCACCCGGAAAGCCCCUUCCGAUUAUGACAACCGCGACAUCAUGACUCGUAUUAGCGCGGAGGAAGCUCUCCUCGAAGAUCGAGAAUUUGGUUCUUUGCCUACCGUCAAGCCUCCUAAGGUCCCUCAUCUUGCAGCGAACGAACCAGCAGCUGGCUUCCCACCGACUCCUCGUGGAAACUCUAGAUUUCAGCGGCCCUUAGACAUUUUCACCAGAACUAUGUUCGAUGGCGAAACGCAUAGGCAUGCGGAUAACAUCAACAUCUCGAUUUGGCUCAAGGAGAAGCGGGGCACUUUCACGAAAUCCAUCCCAUGGAAGCGUAAGGGUGGAAAGGGCCCUGGGCCGAAGUCCAAACGUCCUUAUACCCCUAAUGGCACGUCCACCAACGGCCGGAACGAGCGUCCUCGUAAGCCGUCCAACUACCAAGGCCAACGAUCGGACUCAAACAGCUCGACCCGCGCUUCCUCUGGCAACGGUUGGUCCAAUAACCGCUCCACCCCGCCCCACAACAAUCACCCGUGGGGCAGGCGCGCACCUUCUUCGGCCCCUGUUCACUGA
This is a messenger RNA of Trematosphaeria pertusa, 4314 nucleotides long. RefSeq lists its product as uncharacterized. The coding region runs from base 274 to 4314 and encodes 1346 amino acids. Lineage: Eukaryota; Fungi; Ascomycota; Dothideomycetes; Pleosporales; Trematosphaeriaceae. The record is from RefSeq and is a predicted model, not a curated record. The transcript has 4 exons.